UUGGUUAUCACGUGACCAGAUGCGUUUGGCACAUAUUUAUUCAAACCACGUUCAAAGAGCAAAGGCAGGACAGAACAAACACACAACAAAGCAAAACAGGACCGCGUUCACAUAUUUACACACACUUUGACAUUUGAGGUGUCAUAAAAAGACACAUCCUGCACAAACAAGUUUUUAACACAUUUAGAACAGGAGAUGAUUACGGCAGGAAGCUGUGGUCACUGUGACGUUAACAAAAAGUAGAAAGCAUGCGGCACCCCCCAGGUUUAUCAGCCUGUCUGUCAGUGCACCAGCAGCAUGGAGAUAGCAACACUGUGUGCUGUUAUUGCUUCACUCAGAGUCGUUCCCAACAGAUCCCAGUUCUUCCAGUAUGAGUCCGUCUUCAUAAGCUGUGGGCAGCAGGGAAACUCUUCAGAGUGGAGAGUUAAGAGGAACAUGUCCUCACACAUAAACACAACAUGUCCUUCAUCCUCAAAUGGAACAAAUGAAUCUCACUGCUUUAUCAGUGACCUUUAUCCAGCAGACACUGGAGUUUACUGGUGUGAGUCUGCAGCAGGAGAGUGUUUUGAUGCCAUCACCAUCACUGUGGCGGCUGGUUCUGUGAUCCUGGAAGGUCCUGCCCAUCCUGUGAUGGAGGGAGACACUGUGACCCUGCACUGUAGACACAAUGCAGACUCAUCCUCCAGUUUCACUGCUACAUUCUAUAAAAAUGAUGAUCUCAUUGGGAGCAGCUCUACAGGAAACCUGACCAUCCACAGGGUUUCCAAAUCAGAUGAAGGACUCUACAAGUGUAACAUCUCUGGAGUUGGACAAUCACCAGACAGCCUGCUGGUGGUUGUUUCUGCAGCAGGGGACCAUGACCCAGAUCACUCUGGCCUGACACACAUUCUCCUUCCUGUGGUAUGCAUCUACCUCUCUGUGGUUUCAGUAAUGCUGCUCAGUCUCUGGAAAACCCACGAAGGUAAAAUCGAUCCUUCAGUUGUGCUCUACACUGAAGUCACCACCAAACUAAACUACAACAGAAGAGGUGAACCACUGAGGAAGAGAUCCUCUUUAUUCUCUUCUGAGGCUCCAAAGACUCGUCUGUAAAUAAAUGCCUCACCAUGAGCUGACUCACAAAGCCUGAAAUCCCUUUUUAAAAUUUGUUUUUAAGAAAAACAUCACUGAAAUACAAAUGACAGUUAAUAAUACCAUAGAGUAUAAAUCAUAAAUACAUUUUUACUGUGAUAUUUACUCUUUGUACAAAUCAAAAAAUUGGGAAAUGAACUUUUCUGGGUUUAUUAACUUAUUAACUUAUUAAAUUAAACAGACAACACUCUCCUGGCAGUUCACUACUUUUACUCAUUAGCUCUCAUAUAAAAUAUGUCCACAAAUGAUUCAUGUGCCUCUUCAGUGUUCAACAUGCUUCCACUACAGACUUCCUUUCGUGUACUUUUUUACAUGUUGUGUCUUGUUUUUUAUAUACAAAUCCCCUUAACUGGAGUCCAGAUGCAGGAUUUGAGUUCCCAUUUAAAAUAUACUGAGAGGUUAUUCCAGGUGUUUUUGACUUCAGUGAGUAUUACUGACUACACAGUAAUCAGCCAAUGAGAUGAUGCUAAAGACAAAAUAGGGGCUUGUUUUUGUUUUGUUAAAUUGUCCUUUUUUGUAUUAGUUUCUUUGUAGUAUUAUAAAAUAAAACAUCCUCAGUACAAAAUCUUCCCCACAAGAUAAUAUCUGUGUACCACCCUGCCUAAUGUCUCUGGAGAGACAGGAAUGAAAACAGGAAUGAAUAUUAUGCUCACUUACACACACACACACACACACACACACUAGAGUUGGAUGUCUCGAGACUGGUCUUGGUCUCGAGACCACUUUUACGUGGUCUUGGUCUUGUCUUGGUCUCGAUGGACUUUGGUCUUGUCUUGGUCUCGGAUCCCUCGGUGUGGUCUUGGUCUUGCUGUCUCGGUUUUGUUUUCUCAGAUCGACAUAGUGGUUGGGAGAUUUGGAGACAACCAUCGGCGGGGGGUGGCUUACUGGGCUUAAGCCCGGGUCAUUUUUUCAGAAGCCCGGGGUCUUUUGGAGUGUAAUUUGUUUCAUAGUUAGAUGCCUGACUGACAACUGUAUAAAACAAAAGCUACACACAAUAUUCAAAGCACAUAGCGCACAGUUGUAAAUUCCCCCUAAUUUUGGUAUGAUCCGAGCUCAGGCACUAGGCGACUGAGCACAGCACUUGCAUGUGAGCGAGGGGAGAGAAGCUUCUGCGAGUUUGCUGUAGGAGAAGUGCAGCCAGGCAGACAGAGGAGAGCUUAAGUUUGACCAGAGUAGUAAUAUACCUGCAGCAUUUUUGCCCCCCCACCCCCUGCAUUAGGAGCAUUUCAUAUUCUUUAGCGCUCUGAAACACACAGAGGCUAAUAGUUUUUAAACAGAAUACCACAAACAACAGGUAUUCCUUUAGAAAUAAACUGUGAUACUUCUAAAAAAAACAACAAAAAAAACACAUAUUCUUUCCUCAUCACUAGCCAAUUCGCCAUUUUAUUUAAAUAUCUGAAUUUUCGGAAUGAUGAUCCAAGCGGGACACAGAGGCUGCUAGUUUUAACGCACCAGAAUGCAAAUAUAAAUAAAAGCCUGGCU
Oreochromis niloticus (Nile tilapia) is the source of this 2610-nucleotide messenger RNA. RefSeq names its product sialoadhesin. Gene Ontology annotation, cellular component: external side of plasma membrane. Gene Ontology annotation, biological process: immune response; cell surface receptor signaling pathway. The coding region runs from base 298 to 1089 and encodes 263 amino acids. Lineage: Eukaryota; Metazoa; Chordata; Actinopteri; Cichliformes; Cichlidae. The record is from RefSeq and is a predicted model, not a curated record. Gene Ontology annotation, molecular function: transmembrane signaling receptor activity. The transcript has 6 exons.